Pecten maximus is the source of this 693-nucleotide messenger RNA. Its product is annotated as ATP-dependent DNA helicase pif1-like. The transcript has a single exon. The coding region runs from base 1 to 693 and encodes 230 amino acids. NCBI's taxonomy places the organism in Eukaryota, Metazoa, Mollusca, Bivalvia, Pectinida, Pectinidae. The record is from RefSeq and is a predicted model, not a curated record. Gene Ontology annotation, biological process: telomere maintenance; DNA repair. Gene Ontology annotation, molecular function: DNA helicase activity; ATP hydrolysis activity.
AUGGACGAAGAUCAAGCGAACGCGUUUGAAUUGGUAAAAAACGGACACAACGUGAUAAUCACGGGCCAAGCUGGAUCUGGUAAAACAUAUUUAGUGAAACAUAUUGUGAAAUAUUCAAGAAAAUGCCACAAAAACGUGUCAAUUGUUUGUUCCACUGGGAUAGCAGCCACACAUUAUGGCGAUCUGGGUGCACAGACAGUACACAAAUGGUCAGGUAUUGAAGACGGGAGACAUUUAAAUGAGGAAAUUGCACAUUUGGUGAAAACGGAUGAAAGAUUCAUGAAAGCAAAACAAAAUAUAGAAACUGUUGAUGUGUUAAUAAUUGAUGAAGUGUCUAUGGUUAGUGCCAAAGUACUGAACCAGGUUCAAUUUCUUUGCGAAUAUGUCAGAAACUCUAAGGAAGUAAUCGGCCAAAUUCAAGUUGUUUUGGUGGGCGAUUUUUAUCAACUCCCCCCAGUUGCAAACCAGUUACAUGGUGAUUCUGGCAAGCCAUGCUUCCUUCUGCCUUGGUUUGAUGACUUUUCCCCCCACAAAGUAGUCUUAAAUGAAAUUCACAGACAGGAGGACACAACCCUCAUCCAGUGCAUUAAUGAACUAGAAAUAGGGCAUCCCUCGGAUGACACUGUUGCCUUCCUCAAGUCAUUGGAUCGGCAAAUGAAAUGGACUGCAUACAGCUGUUUGCAAGAAACUUAG